GUCAAUAAGUCGCGUCUAUGGUUUUGGUUCACUUUUCAAUUUAAGAUUAAGUUGUUAUUUUUAUUUCUUAAUUUUUAUGUUUUGAGUUUCAGUUUUUGCUCUAUUUUAGUUUUAUUUUUAAUAUUCAGGUGUGAGGUUUAUGCAUUGUAAAUACAAUGUUUGAUGGUUAUGCUAACCAAGUGCAGCAGGAGCCGAAUCCUGCACCGCCACCCCAGAAAGUUUUGAGAUUUGAUAAAGGGUACGUGAAGACACUACCUGGGAUACUUAAAAUAGUACAACUGUUGUGCAAUGUGAUAGGGUUCAUAUGUAUGAAAGUGUCAUGGGCAUUCCUGUCAUCAAUCUUCUACAACAUACUGUACUGGGUGGCCAAUAUAAUCACCCUGUUUCUAUUCUGCAUGUACAUGUUCCACUUUGUGGAGAAAUAUGACAGAUUGCCAUGGAUGAAGUUUGAGUUCUUCUACUGCGGUGUUGUGGUACUUGCUUAUAUUGUAUUGUCAAUUAUUGCAACCACUAUUGGAGAAAAUGGAUAUGCUGUUGGGUUCUUUGGGCUGUGUGCAAUCAUAGCAUACAGUUACGAUGGCUACUUGAAAUACAGGUCAUGGAAGCGAGGUCUGCCCCCACAGUGACCUUACACGGAUUUUACUGACCUUUCAAUUAGUUUUAUUUAGGUUAAGACUUAUAUAUACAGUUAGGUUUCAACCAAACAAAAUCUUUAUUAUUUUCUCUUUUUUUUUUUACUAUUCAUAAGUCACUUUUUUUUAAUUAUUAAGAUGAAUUCUGUGGUUGUUGUUUGAGAUUGACAUUACUGCUAUUUAUUUAUUAGUUUUUUUAAAGAUAAACAACAUAUAGUUAUGUGGCAAUAUCUGUGCCAUUAUUAUUAUAAAAGAUUAUUUAAUAAUGAAAAACAUAUCAAAAUUAAAAACUAUUGCCAUUAUUUUUCUCCUCUUAAAUCAAUCUAUUAAAAAAUUAUUGUCUUGGGCCAAUUUACACAAUUUUAGUUUUACCUAUAAGUUUUGAUAUAGAAAUUAUUUUUUAUCAGUAUUAAGGGAUCUUAAUAGUUAUAACAAACAAUAUAGUUCAAGCACAACUUUUGUACCUUAUAGUACUAAGUACUUAUAUAAAGUUCAUUUUAGGAUAUUUAUAAGAAGUUAAUGUAUUUUUAUGUUAAAUCAGUGUAACUGAACAAAUAUAUAAA
Papilio xuthus (Asian swallowtail) is the source of this 1195-nucleotide messenger RNA. Its product is annotated as proteolipid protein 2. The transcript has 4 exons. NCBI's taxonomy places the organism in Eukaryota, Metazoa, Arthropoda, Insecta, Lepidoptera, Papilionidae. Gene Ontology annotation, cellular component: membrane. Bases 156 to 626 code for a protein of 156 amino acids. The record is from RefSeq and is a predicted model, not a curated record.